Molecule: messenger RNA, 2308 nt
Organism: Sinocyclocheilus anshuiensis
Lineage: Eukaryota; Metazoa; Chordata; Actinopteri; Cypriniformes; Cyprinidae
Exons: 8
Coding region: 132-1820 (562 amino acids)
Biological process (GO): regulation of transcription by RNA polymerase II
Cellular component (GO): RNA polymerase II transcription regulator complex
Molecular function (GO): RNA polymerase II cis-regulatory region sequence-specific DNA binding; DNA-binding transcription factor activity, RNA polymerase II-specific; protein dimerization activity
Source: RefSeq, a predicted model, not a curated record
CUAGAUGUCACUAGGUGCGCUUAUCCAAUAGAGAAAACAUGAAGCAGAGAAUCACAUCAUUUGAUUGGUCAGACGGCAUCACGUGACGUCGUGUUUCGCAUUUCCUCUCGUGAUGCGUGUAAACAUUGCACAUGCACGUUGAUGUGAUUGAAUGUGGCGAAAUAAUCUGGCAGCGUGUAGCGACAAUGGUGAAGUGUGUGGUCCAAGGAUGCAUAAACCACAGGGAUCUCAGACCGGGAGAGCAAUCGAGCCGACCGCGCAAGAGGUUUUUCAGUUUCCCCAAGAACAAGGCCCGAGUGAAAGUGUGGCUGGCCGCUUUACGGGAGACUGAGCGCGAAAUCACAGAUCAACAUCAGAUAUGCGAGGAUCAUUUCCUGAGCCAUCACAUUACGCCGAACGGCAUCAGCGCGGACGCCAUCCCUAUUAUGCCCCCAUUAGAGGGACCGGUCUCCGGCUGGAGCUCGUGUGAUGAGCUGGAAGAGCACUCGGAUCCAGUGGAAGAAGGUGGGGUUGCUGCAGAAGAUGGUCUUUAUGAUGUGGAGUUUGAGGAUUUUGAGGAAGAUGAUGAUGAAGACCGCAGUCUUGCAGAUGAUGGUUCACAUAACAUGAAUAGUCAAGUACAAGGACAGUGUCUCACUGGAAGUUUAAUCAGCUAUCCCAACAUUAACAAUAUGAAUCAAGCAACAGGGGCAUCCACCAGUCAAGUUUUCAUUCCAGUUCCGAAUCGCUCUGACGUUGCUCUUGGACGACUGACCAAACGCUUCAUGCAGCUGCUUCACUCGGCACCGAAUGGAGUCCUUGACCUCAAUGAGGUUACUCGAAAACUGGGCACACGAAAGAGGCGGGUGUAUGACAUCACUAAUGUGCUAGCAGGCAUCCAGCUAAUCAAAAAGACGUCCAAAAACAAGAUCCAGUGGAUGAAUCCAUCACCAAACAGCAGCUUGGGGAACCAGUGGAGCGCCAAGACGAAAGCUGACCUACUUCAUCUGAAGUCAACGGAGGAGGCCCUUGACUGGCUCAUCAAAGACUGUGCCCAACAGCUCUUCGCCCUGACCGACCUCAAAGACAAUGCUGACUCAGCUUAUGUGACAUAUGAGGACAUCUGUCAGAUUGGUGUUUUCAAGGACCAGACUAUAAUAGCCAUCAGGGCCCCUGAAGAGUCCAAGCUAGAGGUGCCCACUCCCACUGAGGAAUCUAUCCAGAUCCACUUGAAAGGCUGCCGGGGGCCCAUCCACAUACUCACCUGUGAAACUGAGGGCCCAAGUGAAGCUGUGGAUCCAGUUAACACAGAAUCCAAGCUUGUCAAACCAGCCUGCUUUCUAACACUAGAGGAGAGCCGGAUACACACACAAUCAUUAAUAUCAGUAAAGGCAUCCAGAAAGUUUACAUUUCAACGGCGGGAAGACAGUAGUGCAGCUGAGCAUUGUUGUGUUCCAUUGUGUUCGGCUUCCUCAAAGUUCAACUCUGUGCUGAGCUUUCAAUCUUUCCCCACGGACGAAGAAAGACGCAAAAAGUGGAUAUGCAACAUUCGACGCAAGGAUUUAAUCAUCACUUCCCAUAUGAGAGUCUGCAGUCGUCAUUUCAAGAGAGAAGAUGUGAAAGAGCCGUCGACUCCUAAAGGGCGCCGCUUGGUGAAGAAAGGGGCUGUACCAACCUUAUUCCAGUGGAACAACUACUCUGAUCCAGCACCACUGCAGAGGAGAAAGGGUUCCACUCCAGUGGAUGGAGAUCCUGCACCUGUGGACCUCUAUGAACAUGACAAUUGUUCAGUUCCUGAACUUGCAGCAGUUGAUAUUGCAUUGGAUAGGGCUGCAGAAUGACUGACUGAACACGUUUUUUCCCAUUUGUUUUUGCAGAUGUUUCAAAUACUGUAGCAGCUGUACAGAGCGCUUAAGGACCUAAAAGAAGAGCCUUUGCUUCUUUGAGCCCAUCUUAACAGACUUUGUUGGCCUUUUUGGAGAGACCACUGUGCAUAUAUUCACUCUGCCGGGUUAAAGACAUCAUGUGGAGAUUUUUGAUUUGUAAAUAUACGGAUGAGUAUUUUGAACAGUUUAAAGUAUUUUUUCUAUAACCAUUAUGAGGAAACUUGAAGGUUGUCUUUUGAAAAGGGUGAUUUUUUUUUUCUUGGACCAUCUGAAUAUGCUGUAAAUUAAUAAAAUCAGUGGUGGUUGAAGAUAGACCUUGGACCCUGUUUCAAUAUGGCAAGAUGUCCUUGUUUAUUGGGGAGUGCUUUGUAAAUGUAUGCUAAAGUUUGAGGUCUGAGAUUUUUAUUUUUUUUUUUGGAAGGAAAUUAAUACUUUUAUUCAGC